UUUUUUUGUGCCAAUCUGUCAUAUUUAAGAAAAACGAAUUCACCCAUAUUGUUCGCUGCGAUUGUAUAUUUUCCGCAAGCUAAUAUUUAUAAAUUAUUUUUACCUAAAGUAAAUAAAAGUGCAAGUAAAAAUGACCGAUCCAGGUCAAUGGUAUAAACAGUUACCUCGUUUCACACGCUACUGGCUAACAGCCACGGUUGUGCUCAGUUUGCUGACCCGCUUCGAUGUAUUGCCCUUGGAAUCAGUGUACCUAAGCCGCGAUGCCGUUUGGGGGCGCUUGCAAUUAUGGCGCUGUGUUACCGCCUUAUUCGUCUACCCGAUGACAUCAGCGACGGGAUUCCAUUUCCUCAUCAAUUGCUACUUCAUUUUGCGCUACAUAGCGCAGCUGGAAAAGGAGCAAUUUGGGCGCAGCCCAGCUGAUUACCUCUACAUGUUGCUGAUAGUUGCCGUGCUAGCUAAUAUCGGUGGCAUGUUAUUUAAUGUAUAUUUCCUCAUGGACCUGUUGGUGGUAUCAACAACAUACAUUUGGUGCCAACUAAAUAAAGAUGUUAUUGUAAACUUCUGGUUUGGCACACGAUUUAAAGCUGUCUACUUACCGUGGGUGUUAGCGAUUAUGGAGCUAGUAUUCCAAGGGUCGAUUGCGUCGUUAAUUGGCAUAUUUAUUGGACAUUUCUAUUACUUUUUCAAAUUCCAAUAUCCACAAGAACUUGGUGGCAAUGCAUUUUUAGAAACACCGUUUCUGCUAAAACAAUAUGUGCCGGAUGUGAGUGGUGGCUUCAGCGGUUUUGGUGAGCCACCGGUGAGUCGCGCACCUCAGCGACCAGCACCUGGAAAUGCGUAUUUCGGCGACACUUGGGGACGCGGUAACCAAUUGGGACGCAAUUAAGUGGAGGUUGAGCUGAAAAGAGGUAAUGAAGUGGAAUAUAUUACAAUGCAAAUUUCUAAAUUUGGAAAGAUAUUAUUAUGUGGAACAACUUUUAUUUAAAUCACUAUAUUUGUAAACGUGUAUGCAUACAUGCAUACAUAUGAGAGCAAUCAGUGCACUAUCCUUUGUGCAUUUUCGAUUGAAAAACUUAUUUUGCAACAUCUCAUUUCUCCCGAUAUUUCCACUGGGUGCACUGAAAACAACGCAUUCCAUGAUAAUGAUAUCAUCGUCGUACAUACAUAUUUCAAUUUAGUAUAGAUUUUGGUAUGUUAUUAAUAUUCACACAAUGGUAUGUGAUGGUAAUAGCUUUGUAAAUAGUGUAAUAAUAAAAAAGAACAGAUUUAUUAUAUUAACAAUUUAUUAAAAUUAA
Molecule: messenger RNA, 1295 nt
Organism: Rhagoletis pomonella (apple maggot)
Lineage: Eukaryota; Metazoa; Arthropoda; Insecta; Diptera; Tephritidae
Product: derlin-1-like
Exons: 4
Coding region: 131-886 (251 amino acids)
Biological process (GO): endoplasmic reticulum unfolded protein response
Cellular component (GO): endoplasmic reticulum membrane; Hrd1p ubiquitin ligase ERAD-L complex
Molecular function (GO): ubiquitin-specific protease binding; misfolded protein binding
Source: RefSeq, a predicted model, not a curated record